GCAGGCGGUCUUCUCUGGUUGGUAUUUUUUAUGAACGUUGCGGUCGUCUGUUUUGCUGAGAUUUCAAUCACGGAUGAUGGCUCGAAGACAAGCUCAGUGGAAACGAGACACAGUGGUAGUAAGUCGAAACAUCGACAUCGGCGCGAAAAUGGCGACAGUGGUGAAGACGAACGUCCCACCGGCGGCGGAGGACGAGGACAAGGACGAACAAACACCGGUACUGGCGAUGAUGGCGAAUUGGAGAAUUUCAUUGCACUGGCUCCGGACGAAGCGGAUAUUUAUAACUUUUCCAACAAUCUCAUCAACGCGGUGGACAACGAUGGUGGCGGUGGAACCGAGAAUGCAAAUGAAGUGAAUCCGUUUAAUGAAUUUCUUAAUCCUCGCCACACUACGCAACAGCAGCAACAGCUGCUGCUACCGCCACCGGAAGAUCCAUGGAGUGCGGAUCUGGAUGAGCAAUUGCCACCUCCGGAGCCACAGCAGCCAGAUGAUGUGGAACGAGAGAUGAACAACGAAGUGGACAAGAGCACCAGUCUUGAGCCACUGAACCGGAACCAAAAGCAGUUGCCGGUUGAGAGUCCACUGAUGGCUAGCAGUAUCGAUUUCCUCAACUCCAUAGACGGUGGCUAUCUGCUGUCGAACGGGAUUAUCGACGAGAAGGGUACCAAAUUGAUAGAUGAUAGUGGCUUGCAAACGUUGAAACCAGCUGGUAUCGGAAGCGACGAGGCAAGGGAAGGAGGUGGAGAAGUAGUAAACGAUGAUGACAUUUUCGAGCAGAUGCAGAAGAAGGCGAAAUCCUAUCGGUUGAAGCUAUAUAAGAAACACAAAAAUUUUAAGCACAGCCAUCACCAUCGGGGCGGAUACUACCAUCCUUCCAUGUAUCAGCAUCAUCACCAUCACUACUCCCGGCAGAAGAUGCUUGAGAGGGAGCGAGAUCGCUGGAAGCAAAUUCACGACCAGAUGCCAAGGGUAAACAACCAGGGCCAGAUCCGAUACUUCGAUAGUUCCAACAAACUGGAGACAAAAGACGACAUUAAAGCUCAUAUCGACGGAUACUCGAGCCCUUCCAGUCCCCAAUGGCCCCAUUUCGAUAAGGUUAUACACUCGCUUAACAAAGAACAACCACCAGAUAACAUCCCGCCCUACAUUAAGAAGUACAACCGACGCAAUAAACAGUUGAUUGAUUUGCUGGAGGGCACCAUUGCUCCACUUUCCGAGUACAACCAGCGCCAUCACGAGAGGAAGUAUAACCGUAGAAAAAAUCCCCUUGAAGAUUUGUUCGAAGAGCAGCGCCCCAGCCAGAACAAUCUCGGACUGCAGCGGAACUACAUACAGGAAACGAUUCAAUCCUCCACCGCUCACUCCAAUUCACUUCCUGGCGAAGGGAUCCACAUAAUCUACGACAAAAAGCACAACGAGGAUGGUCACGCCUAUGGGCAUCCCACGAUGGCCGCCGACCAUCCCUACAAACUUUCGUCCCGGGCCGGUCAGUUUGUGUAUCAUCGGGUGGUUUCGCCCCAACCGGUCGGAAAUGGUUAUGGACGCUUGAAGCGCCAACGGCUUCCGUUCGUAGCAAUAACCGACCGCCGUCUGGGAGCCCCUCCGAAACGUCGCCCCAACAGCAGUAGCAGCAGCAUUAACAACAGCAACUCCGGCAGCAACAAUCUACUGAAUCACCAACCGAUGCCUUAAGCUAAGCACAUGGGACACUAACUUCAGCACAAAGCGCCAACACAACACAAAAAACACCGCGUUCCACUCUGAAAUUUCGACGAAAAUCAAAUCACAGCCACACUAGAACACAAAUACACGUACACCCUCUGCGGUUCCGGGUCGCUCUCGGCUCCGGGAUUCGCGUUCAAGGCAGCUGCUCCUUUCUAGAAAGCGCCCCCUGUUUUCUAGAAAAGGCUACACACCCACAUACACACAUACACACGAACAUAUUUCAAUUUUGUGUUUCUUUCAAAUGCUACUACCAGUUGGCACACAUUCUCGAACGCUAACGGAUGGGAGAAAACCCGACAACACUAAGCAUGAAAACACUAAACUAUGACAACGGCACACAGAGUGUGUCCUUUGUGUACCGGCACUAAAAUCUCACCUAUUGGCUUCGCCGUCUUCGUCACCCACCUUGCGGGAGCAAUCAAUUGGAAAGUUAUGCAC
Molecule: messenger RNA, 2163 nt
Organism: Armigeres subalbatus
Lineage: Eukaryota; Metazoa; Arthropoda; Insecta; Diptera; Culicidae
Exons: 4
Coding region: 31-1692 (553 amino acids)
Source: RefSeq, a predicted model, not a curated record